AUGCCGGACUAUUACAGUGAUUACUACUUCACCUCGAAUCGGACACAGUAUUUAUGUCCCACAUUUUCGACCUUCCAAUGCCAGCCCCCCAAGGCCUGCGCACGCGAUCCACAAACGGGGAAAUUUUACUGCUGUGAUUCCCGCGAUGCCUCCGGGAAUGUGUGCUGGUCAAUACCUCAGGAUUGCGCCACAGAUGGCAGCACCCUUACAUGCGGGCAUGGGGAUCAGAUAUGGUGCUGUCGUUACCAAACGGAGGAAUGCACCUCAAAGCCAGGUCAGUUCAAUAUCUGCUGGAACAAGGUCCGAAGCACGCUCGGCAAUAUAAGCGAGGAGCUGCUCCAGGACACGUACUCCUCUUUGAGUGCUGCAACCCCAUUGGCGAGUAGCUGGGUUUUUGAUCCCGCGACAUUGAUGGCUACCGCGACGCACACUGGCUCGACAUCCUCUUCGCCCUCUACAUCGGCGUCCCAAAUACCUGAUACAACAGCGACAGCGACUAGCUCUCCACCAAGUCCUGAUUCUUCCCCCACAUCCCUAUCGGGCGGCGGUAUUGCUGGAAUAGUGGUUGGUGUUGUAGCUGUCGUCGCUAUUGCCCUAGGAGCAGGGAUGUACCUUCUGAAGCGACAUCGCCGGCGAGUGAAUCCCACAGCUGGUCUUCCCCCUACCCCCCUAACCAAGCCAGCCCAUGAGGCAGGACCGGGGAACCAGGUCUUUGAGGUUGAUGGGGAAAGAUAUCUACUAGAAUUGCCAGGAUCUUCUGAAUGA
Messenger RNA from Aspergillus thermomutatus, 765 nucleotides. RefSeq lists its product as uncharacterized. The transcript has 2 exons. NCBI's taxonomy places the organism in Eukaryota, Fungi, Ascomycota, Eurotiomycetes, Eurotiales, Aspergillaceae. Bases 1 to 765 code for a protein of 254 amino acids. The record is from RefSeq and is a predicted model, not a curated record.